ACGUGCAUGAUCAUCAAUUCACCACCAGCUGCGUGCUGCUAUUUAUAACCCUCAGCUCGAUCCCGGCUGAACCACCGGCGGCCUCUCCAUCCAUCUUCUACUCCGGCCGGAACCCACACAAAGACCGCCACGAGCGUGCACAAGAUCGAGCACUUGGCAAUGGCAAUGGAAGCGGCGGCACCACGCCCACGUCUCACUCUCACCGCCGCCGUCGUCGUCGCGCUGAUCGCGGCGCUCCUCGUCCUCACCCACGGCGUCGGCGCCGUGACGCCGCCGCGUGCCAUAGGCGUCGCUAGGCGGCCCUGGGUGGCGCGCCUGCAGGCCCUCCACGACCUGUCGACCACCACCUCCCUCGACGGCGCCGGCGAGGAGCAGGGCGCCGGCGAGCAGCAGCAGGGCGGGUUCGCGGAGUGCUGGGCCGCGGUGAUGGGGCUGAGUUCGUGCUACAGCGAGAUCCUGCUCUUCUUCGUCAACGGCGAGUCCUACAUCGGCCCGGAGUGCUGCGUCGCCAUCCGCGGCGCCACGCGAUACUGCUGGCCCGCCAUGCUCGCCUCCGUCGGGUUCACCGCCGAGGAGGCCGACGUGCUGCGUGGAUUCUGCGACGGCGAGGAGGCCGCACACCACCUUGGCUCGCCGCCGCCCGUGCCCGCUCCCGGCCGGCCGGGGAGCCAGCAGGCUGACGUAAGGGAGUGACCGAGUGAGCAGCUAGCGAAGCACGCCGCCGGCCGGAGUUGAGGUCGAAUAAAGCUAGCUAGGCCGGAGGCGUGCGUGGUGUGCUAGGUGUUCUUGUACAAACACGGCACUGUAUAUACGUGCCAACCUGCUACAAAUAAAAUGAUUAUUGUUCAUAAAUCAUAA
Molecule: messenger RNA, 858 nt
Organism: Sorghum bicolor (sorghum)
Lineage: Eukaryota; Viridiplantae; Streptophyta; Magnoliopsida; Poales; Poaceae
Product: egg cell-secreted protein 1.4
Exons: 1
Coding region: 160-693 (177 amino acids)
Biological process (GO): double fertilization forming a zygote and endosperm
Source: RefSeq, a predicted model, not a curated record